Molecule: messenger RNA, 1056 nt
Organism: Plasmopara halstedii
Lineage: Eukaryota; Oomycota; Peronosporomycetes; Peronosporales; Peronosporaceae
Product: glycine cleavage system h protein
Exons: 5
Coding region: 1-1056 (351 amino acids)
Biological process (GO): glycine decarboxylation via glycine cleavage system
Cellular component (GO): mitochondrial inner membrane; glycine cleavage complex
Molecular function (GO): copper ion binding
Source: RefSeq, a predicted model, not a curated record
AUGGCUCUCCGCGGAAUCUCGCAGACAUUUUGUGCACGUGCUCUGAAGUCAACCACUUCCACAGCUUGGAAAGCAAGAGCACAACGUUCUGUGGGUUAUGCCUUCUUUUCGACCAAGUACACGCCUCAGCAUGAGUACGUAACUCUUAACGGAAAGGAAGGCACUAUCGGAAUCACCGAUUUUGCCCAGAACUCGCUCGGUGAUGUUGUUUAUGUGGAUUUACCGGCUGUUGGAGACAAGCUUGCUAAGGGCGAUGCAUUUGGUGCUGUGGAGUCCGUAAAGGCUGCUAGCGAUGUCUACGCACCUGCUUCGGGCACCGUUACGGCUGUAAAUGAGGAUCUGGCUGAGAGCCCAAAUCUUGUAAAUGACGAAGCUAUGACGGGCGGCUGGUUCAUCAAGCUCGAGCUCGAUGACGUGAAGGACCUGGACGAUCUCUUGGACGAGGCUGCGUACAAAGAACUUUCGGAGCAGGCACGUCGUGAUUCUAUCAAAAAGCGCAACCGACGAGCCGUCAUAUACCUGGCUGGCACAGCCAUUGCCUGGGUUGGCAUCUCGUACGCUGCCGUUCCAUUGUACAAAAUAUUCUGUCAAAUGACAGGAUUUGGUGGUACUACGCAACGUGCCGAGGAUUUUACGGCUAGCAAGUUAACACCUCGAGAAGACGCCAAACCCAUUCGUGUAACCUUUGAUGGUGGUGUAAGUGCCAAUAUGCCGUGGGUAUUUCGGCCACAACAACGUGAUAUUCUGCUAGUGCCAGGUGAGACGGCACUUGCUUUUUAUACGGCCAAGAACAAGUCAGAUAAGGCAAUUACUGGCGUUGCCACAUACAACGUAUAUCCACCAUCGUCUGGUGUGUACUUCAAUAAGAUUCAAUGCUUUUGUUUUGAGGAACAGCGACUGAAGCCAAACGAAGAAAUUGAUAUGCCCGUGUUUUUCUUUAUUGACCCUGAAAUAUGUGACGAUCCGUUUAUGAAUGGCGUGCAUAAUAUCACACUGUCUUAUACGUUUUUUAAGACCGACGACAUUAAUGAAGAAGACGUGGACGACGAGGUUUAG